GCGUUGGAUGGAGUGGGACACCUAUAAACCCUACUAGACCCGGCCCAUGAUAAUCAAGCUAAGCACUACACAUGCGCAGAGCUAAGCGAAUCCCUCCUCUUCUUUUCUGUCAGUCCCAUUGAAAGAUCGAAGAUGGCCGCCACGAGGAACUUCAUAUCUUUGUUGCAAAGACGAUGUAUACAGACAUCUGCUGCUUCACUUUGUUCUAAUUCUUCUCCACUAUCCACUAACUCGUCUUCUUCUUUAUCUUCAUCAUCAUCAUUUACAGUUAAGUUCCUCGUCAAUUCAUGCGGGCUUCCUUUAAAAUCCGCUCUUUCAGUUUCUAAAAAGUUCCAAAUCCAUGAAAAGGAACUCCAUAAGUCCCUUUCUGUACUUGAGUUCUUGAAAGCUCACGACUUUAACGAGACCCAGAUAGGCAGAUUGAUCGAAAAGUGGCCCCGUGUCCUCCUCUGCAGAGUAGAAAGCACCCUCAAGCUCAAGUUCGAUUUCCUCACUCAGAACGGUUUUUCGGGUCAGAUUCUGCCUCAGCUUAUCGUCUUAGUUCCGGCGAUUUUGAAUAGGAAGGUAGAUUCUUGUAUUAAGCCAUGCUUUGAGUUUUUGAAGUCCUUUCUUGACAACAAUGAGAAACUUUUAGCAGCUAUUAAGCGUUAUCCGUGGUAUUUUACCUUUAAUUUCAAUUCUGCUCUGAAACCAAAUACUGUUUUCUUGAUAAAAGAGGGAGUGCCUCAUGAUAGGGUUGCGAAACUGAUUUUGAUGUAUCCGAGAACUUUACAGAUGAAACCUGAUAGGAUGGUCCGUGUAGUGAAUUCUGUUAAGAAUCUGGGCCUUGAACCAAAGGCUCCUGUGUUUGUACAUGCUCUUAGAGUGAUGAUAGGAAUGAGUGAAUCCACUUGGAAGAGGAAAAUUGAGUAUAUGAAGAGUUUGGGGUGGACUGAAGAUGAGGUUUUGCUGACCUUUAAACGAAAUCCAGAUAUACUGGCAUGCUCGGAGGACAAAAUCGGGAGGGCCAUGGAUUUCUUUGUGAAUACUGUGAGAUUAGGAUCACAAACUGUAGUUGCAAAUCCAGUUUUACUCCAGUACUCAAUUGAUAAAAGGGUUCGUCCGAGGUAUAAUGUUUUGAAGGUUUUGGAGUCAAAGAAUCUGAUCGAAGUGAACCAGAGGGUUUUUUGGUUGCUAACAACAAGAAGUGAGAUGAAAUUCCGGGAAAAUUAUGUUGCAAGGUAUGCAGAUAAAGUACCAGGCUUAUUGGAGAUAUAUCGCGGUACUGUGGAAGCAAAAAAGAUAGAUACUUGAUGCCAAUCGAGAACUUAAUAAAGUGUAAAAUGAACUUGAUUCCAGGUUUGCAAAGCUCCGCAGGUCAGGUAUGAAAUCUUUUAGUCCAUGUAAUUAUAGUUAUGUAUCUUUCACAGGCAACCGAAUGAUAUGAACUGAAGCAAAGAAAACAAGGGGAUGAACUCCACUUGGUGUUCUUCGUGUCCGUGAAAAUAUACUUAUACUGAGUUGAUUGUGAACAACUCUAAUAUACAGGUAUGAAACUGGAUCGAAGAAAACCAGAGGAUGUGCUUUCCCCAUAGUGUUCUUGAUAUCAACGAAAACAGGCUAUUUUCAUAAGAAACUAUUGGGUUGAUUAAUCUCUCCCCAAAACUUAUACAACUCAACAUUGAAGGAGUAAAUCCCAGCUAAUAUUUUCAUGUCUUCCAACACAAAACUCACCAAAAAUACAUGUUUUACUGGACCACCAUUCUGACUCUGCAUUUGAUUGAAGAAAAGUUUGGAUUUUUUGUUGCUGAGUUUAAAAACGGAUGAAGGAUAUUUCUCUAAAGAUGGUGAUAGAAGAGCGAUGAAAAUGAUGAGAGCAUUUCAUUAUUCAUGGCCCUGACUUUCUUCUGAAGAUGUGUCCAAAUAAGAUUUCAAGCAAAUGGUAAUGGAAUGGAAGUGCCCAAGUUCUUGCUUUGGAUUUCCCUGGAACGCAUUCUUUAACACGCCUGUGUGCACGCAGGCAUUUGUUCCAGCAGAGCUGUCGGUUCUUCAGCAAAAAUUGAUGGAAAUCAAAUGGUGGAUCAGUCAUCUGCACAGAACAUUGUAUUGCUCUAGCAAAGUUCAAUACUGUUCUGCGUAGAUCAAAUUAUCAAGUGCUUGCUAGUUCUUCCUAGAUUUGAAGUUAAUUAAACAAACACAUAAUGCUUAAGGUUAUUUGUAGGCACCAUAAUUAUAAACAGUGGUUUUGAGACGGCAAAAACCUGAUUUAAAUACAGAAUUUUGUUUUAACUUCAAUUUUAUUUGAAACUAUGACGUUUUAGAUUAAUUUGGUUAAUCUUUCUAAUUUGUUUGUGACCUGUAGGCCGGAUUUAAUUUAGAGAUUCUCCAUGAUGUUGUCAUGCAAGUCCAUGCUGAACAAGGCUUGUACAUGAAAAGAACAACACUAGUCAAUUGGCCAGUGCUGUCAUUGGUCAGAUGAAAAAAAAAAGCAAAAAAAAUGGGUCGAGUUACGAGAAAUGGGUCAGAUGAAAAAACAAAGUGGUUAUUUGUAGGUGUCAGAUCGAAAAUGAAUUUUAAAAAGGGAUCGAAAAUAUAUCAAUUAGAAAGUAGAAGGAUGAAAGUUAAUUUUUCGAGCUAAUUUUGAAAAAGACACCUAGUUUCUCUAUCUUUUUUACUCUAGUCCCCUGCUUUUAAUCCUACCCUUCAUCAACUAAUUGAAAGCAAAUGGUAAUUUAUUUAGCCAAAAAAGGAUCAAAUCAAAGAAAAAAAGUUUAAGCACUAAAAUAAAAUAAAAAAUGCACAUUAGCGGUGAUUUGUGAGAGGAUGCAAGUAUAAUGUUUUGAUCACUGAACCGGGCUCACAAAACGGCCCGAUUCAUGGUGGGUGUUGAAUUGGCCCAAUGGAAUAGAAAUAAAAAAAAGAGCACCUGUCAUUUCCUCUGCAACAUCAACCACUUUGCUUCCAACAAAAGCCCUACUCUCGUCUGUCUGUCUGUUUUUGCCCAGCUCCUCUCUAAACUGUGAAUCUCUCAUGAUUACUAUCUUCUAGGAAAGAGAAGAAUUUGCCUUCAAAAUGGCUAACCACGUACCCCUCAGAAGCCUACUCCUGCUCUCUCUGAUUCAAAAACGUUUCUUGAAAACAUCUGCAUCACCGUCAUCAUUUAAGGUUCAAUACCUCAUCGAUUCAUGCGGGCUUCCUUCACAGUUGGCCCUUUCAACUUACCAGAAGCUCCAACACGACAAGAAGAACCUCCCAAAUGCUUAUUCUGUGCUUCAGUACUUGAAAGAUCAUGACUUUAGCAACACCCACAUUUCCAAACUAAUCGACAAGUAUCCCCGAGUCCUUCAAGUCAGAGUGGGAAGCAAUCUAAAACCCAAAUUCGACUUCUUCACUGAAAAUGGGUUUGUGGGUCAGCUUCUGCCUCAGCUUAUUCUAUCAAAUCCGUCUGUUUUGAGAAGAGCUUUAGAUUCUCAAAUAAAACCAUGUUUUGAGUUAUUGAACUCACUUCUUGGUUGUAAGGAGAACCUUGUAGUGGCUCUUAAGCGUGCUUCUUGGCUGUUGACGGUGAAUCUUAAGGUUGUUAUUCAACCAAAUGUUGAUUUGUUGAUUAAAGAGGGAUUGCCUCUUGAUAGGGUUGCAAAGCUAAUUCUCUGGCAACCAAGAGCUGUACUACAAAAGAUGGACAGGAUGGUUUAUGCAUUACAUGCUCUUAAGAGUAUGGGCCUUGAUGUAGAGGAUAAUAUCUUUAUACAUGCUCUUCGCGUGAGGAUACAGUUGCCUGAAACGACUUGGAAGAAGAAAAUUGAAGGGAUGAAGAGUUCGCAGUGGAGUGAAGAGGAGAUUUUGGGGGCUUUUAAGCGCUACCCCCCAAUACUAGCAUUGUCAGAGAAGAAAAUCAGGAGUUCAAUGGAUUUCUUUAUCAAUACAAUGGAGCUGGAGAGACAAAACAUAAUUGCCUGUCCCCUUUUUCUUGGCUAUUCAAUUGAUAAAAGGGUUCGUCCAAGGUAUAAUGUUAUAAAGGUUUUGAAGUCGAAGAAGCUGACAAGUAGAGACAAGAAGAUGACUACUUUGCUAACAAUAAACGAGAAGAAUUUCUUGACAAAUUAUGUCCACAGGUAUGUAGAUGUAGUCCCUGGUUUAUUGGAGCUGUACAUGGGUAAUGGUAAGACAAAAAAGAAAGAUAGUUGAUGGCAUACAUGUAAGUUGCCUAAAUUGCUUCUUUGCUUCUGACCUAUAGCUAGUUUUUGCUUGUCCACUUUAUAUCACUCAAUAUUUGUUUGAAUUCUUUGAUCAAUUUCUUAUCAUUUUGCAGAUUUGAUUCUUAUCA
Molecule: messenger RNA, 4306 nt
Organism: Populus trichocarpa (black cottonwood)
Lineage: Eukaryota; Viridiplantae; Streptophyta; Magnoliopsida; Malpighiales; Salicaceae
Product: transcription termination factor MTERF2, chloroplastic-like
Exons: 2
Coding region: 133-1293 (386 amino acids)
Biological process (GO): regulation of DNA-templated transcription; chloroplast organization
Cellular component (GO): chloroplast
Molecular function (GO): double-stranded DNA binding
Source: RefSeq, a predicted model, not a curated record